Anthonomus grandis grandis is the source of this 392-nucleotide messenger RNA. It is a transcript of the gene RpL29, whose product is annotated as 60S ribosomal protein L29. The record is from RefSeq and is a predicted model, not a curated record. Gene Ontology annotation, cellular component: ribosome; cytosolic large ribosomal subunit. Gene Ontology annotation, biological process: cytoplasmic translation. The transcript is spliced from 4 exons. Bases 120 to 341 code for a protein of 73 amino acids. NCBI's taxonomy places the organism in Eukaryota, Metazoa, Arthropoda, Insecta, Coleoptera, Curculionidae. Gene Ontology annotation, molecular function: structural constituent of ribosome.
ACCUUUAAUCAAAAAGUAAAAAAAACCCUAGGCUCUACCACAAAGUUUCAAUUCUUUUUCUAAAAGAUACUAAGUUGAUUGGGUAGCUUACUAUCUUACUUAGAACUGAGAAAAAAACCAUGGCCAAGUCAAAGAAUCACACAAAUCACAACCAAAACAGCAAAGCUCACAGAAAUGGCAUCAAAAAACCAAAGAGGUUCUUGCACGAAUCUACCUUAGGCAUGGAUGCUAAGUUCUUAAAAAACCAGAGAUUCUCCAAGAGGCAUAACUUGAGCACCAAAAAACAGCUUGCCGUUGCUGCCCAAAGGAAAGCUGAAAGGGAAGCCAAGGCUAAAAAAUAGGCAGUGUUAUGCUAGGUUAAGGUUUUUAAUAAAUAUCUAUAAAACUUACAA